CCUCCAUCUGGUACAGCAGGCUGAGAGCCUCUUCGGGGAUCGUCUAUCCGAGGAUCGUUCGCGUGCCGCCUGGCAGAUCGCCGUGUGCCAGGUUCUUCUUGCUUUUGUAUUUCCUUUUUUCUUUUUUUCUCCGUUGCUUUCGUUCCCUAAAGCGGAUGUAACGCGGUCGAUACUCGUGAGAACGAGAGCGUGUGAGUUGGAAUUUACCUGUCGUGAACCAGCCGACGCUCUCGACGAAGAUCGAAAUUAUAAUAUAAAACUGGUCGGCCAAUUAAAGUCACGGCCGCGAAAUUCUGACCUUCACGACAACCUUGUUGUUUUUACAAGAUUAUUCUCUGUCGCGCACGUAGGGUUAUAGUGUUACGAUAGUGUGGACGUGUAAAGCAGGUGCGAAGCGGUCUCAUGUGAUACAUACACUGUGCGCUGAGUCAAAGACGAAGAAGGUGGAAAAAAGGAAGUAAAGGGCCCUCGGUGGAAUUUCUUCAGCCAACUUUACGAAACGAUGAAAAUGGGAACGUGUUGGUUCGCAGUUUGGGUGCUCUUUGUCUGUCUUAUCGGUGAUGUACGACCGCAAUACAGAGAUAAGAAUAUAAGCACGGCGGAGACAGACGCGGUACAGGCACUCUUGGCUCGUUACCUUCAGCGUCGCCUUCAAGGCUCUCAACUAUCAACACCGCCUCCGCCGUCGGUCCUCUUCAGUAACGAUCAUCGGGCCCGCGUCCGACAAGUCGCCCAGCAGAGGAGUCUGACCGGCAAUACUCUAUCACGAAAUGUCAGCGACAAGGACGGUGAUCAAAAUCCCGUUUCUGAGGAUUAUGACGAUUACGAAGAUGACCUCCAGGGCUACGAGGACAGCGAGAGGAGCAGAACCAGAUUCGAUCUUCUGGCUGAUGACUGUCCAAAUUGCGUGGAUGAGCACAGUGGUAGUUUGGCGGCUUCAAGAUGGACGAUGCCCCUGCUGAAGCUGGGCGAGAAGAGGUACUAUCUGGGGAUCUUCUUCAAGGCAAAUUGGUACAGAGCUUCGCAAUACUGCCGUUAUCAUGGGAUGCAUUUGGCGAGUAUAGCUUCGCAGGAGGAAAACGAUAGGCUCGAGAAGCAUAUCAAGGAUUUCGGUCUUGGUCAUGAACAUUUUUGGACAUCCGGUACCGAUCAGGCUGAAGAAGGAACGUUUUUCUGGAUGGCUAACGGCAGGCCGAUCACGUUCGAGAAUUGGAACGUCGGCGAACCAAAUAAUUUCCGAUAUGAGAAUGGUGAGGAAGAGCAUUGCUUGGAGCUCUGGAAUAGGGAUGGCAAAGGUCUCAAAUGGAACGAUAGCCCCUGCAGCUUCGAGACUUUCUUCGUCUGUGAAGUGCAAUGAUGAGUUUGUGCGAAAGGUAAAGGACGGGGGGAAACUACACGUGCGAGUGAGUAUUCGUGCAUCUCGUGGCGUGUUUUCAGAAUGAUUCUCGAGAAAGUGUGACGUUGGUCAUCCGUUUGUUUUGGCGGACUUAGUAAGUGUGAAAGAGAAAUAAAGAGAGGAAGAGAAAGAGAGAGGAGGGGAAAGAAAAGAGAGACAGAGAAACUUCAAAUGUGACAUGUGCGCUUGGACUGAAAACUACGUGCGAUUAGCCGGUCGCUACAGUUGUCACGUUCGCGUAUCCGGCAUUUACGUGUGCGCGAAACGACAUACGGUUCAGUCAGUUCUUUCCGUAUCACCAGGCGACAGACCGAGCGUCAGAUAAAUCCGCAGUGUCGGACGAUAAAAACAAUUUGUUCAUCUUUUGUACAGAAACGGUUUUAGACGGAUAUUCGAUUAUAUGCACUAUACUUCGGAGUUCUUGCGAAAGAUCUUAUGUUGAAUUUAAAAGGAUAAUUAUAUAAUAUAU
This is a messenger RNA of Camponotus floridanus (Florida carpenter ant), 1865 nucleotides long. Its product is annotated as low affinity immunoglobulin epsilon Fc receptor. The transcript is spliced from 7 exons. Gene Ontology annotation, cellular component: external side of plasma membrane. The record is from RefSeq and is a predicted model, not a curated record. Gene Ontology annotation, molecular function: carbohydrate binding. NCBI's taxonomy places the organism in Eukaryota, Metazoa, Arthropoda, Insecta, Hymenoptera, Formicidae. Bases 503 to 1357 code for a protein of 284 amino acids. Gene Ontology annotation, biological process: biological process involved in interspecies interaction between organisms.